UCCGUCUGGCAAUGGCAACACUGACCCACAACAAAACGUAAAUUUUAGGCACGUCACAGCCGCGUCAUCAUGUCUCCGUGUCUGCUUUUAUCACUUAUAAGUUAAUUUGUUGAGCAUUAUCAAAUCUUAUCGGUACUUUUUAUGUGAACUUUUAAUUUUAAAUUUAUAGGAAUACACCUUCACGAUGGAAUUACUAUCGCAAGUGUCCAACACACAAUUUCUUUUCCCUAUCGCAGCAGUAGCUGUUGUUUUAGUGUGUGCUGCGUUAGUUUUUGUCUUCGGAUUCCAUUCGGCGGAACAGCCACAAUUCGAUAAGUUGCCGUUAGUUGUAGACGAUAGAAAAUCGUCAAACAAGAAGAGAAAAACAAAGGACAAGAAAUCUUCACCCAACCGUCCUACAAAUGAGGAUGUGAAGUCUAAGUCUGAAGCCUCUAAAAAGUCACCUUUGAAGGAGAAAAAAGAGGAAAAAGUGAAAGAAACAGAUAAACCAAAACCCAAGGAGAAAUCAGAGCCUAAAUUGGUAAAGAAAGAGACAGCAGGAGAAGCAAAAAAGACUAAAAAACCCAAGUCCAAUGUUGAGGUUGAGAAGCCUGCAGAUUUUGAUGAAGGUGUUUGGGAGGAGGUGCCAAAGAAGAGUGACAAAAAGAAAGUGAAAAGUCCUGAAGAAAAAGAGAAGGAAAAGAAGAAAGAGAGCCCUGCUAAGAAGAAUAAGAAAGUGGUUAAGGAUGAUGUAGAAGCUGCUCAGUCUCAACAAGAAGAGGCUGUUGAAGAGUCCGUUAAGUUGGUGAAAGCCGAAGGGCCUCAACUUGAUGAGGAAUCUACACGUGCCUUGCAAGCUCAAGUGGAAGAGUUCCAGCGAGUGUUGAAAGAGGCUGAACUACGUGAGCAGGCUGCCCUUGGUGGUGCAGAUGAUGAACUAGUAGCUGAUGAAGAACUUCCAGAUGUUAAAGAUUUGAGAAGCAACAAGAAGAAAGAAAAUAAAGAGAAACAAAAUAAAAAAAAAUCUAUAGAAAUUGCUGCUGUUGCGAAGAAUGCACCCAAACCUGAGCCUGAAGACACUUCCGAUGGACUGGCUAACCAAGGAGAAAAGCAGAAUGUUCCAGUGUUUGAUGAGUUAGGAGACACUUGGACUGAUGCGAAAGUGUCUAAGAAAGGCAAGAAAAAGGCGCGCAAGGAUCAGUGAGGGUCGAGUAAGUAAAUACAGGGUCCAUUUGAGGGCUACGCCCUGUUACUAGCUCAAUACCAGUCAUACUUCUGAUAAAGUUAUUGCUUCAGUUUAAAAUAAAUGCAAACUUUUAUCAUUAUAGCUCAUCGGCUUGUUUACAAGUAAUCCACAAUACCAAUUGACAUUUUGUUAAAUUUAAUUUUAGGGUUGUAAUUUUACAGGGUGGUGCAAUUGCACUAUUUUAAUGUCAUAACUGUUCAUUUUCAGUCAAUUUACGUCCAUGUUUUUAGUUUCAUAUUUUAUUUUUUAUUUAGCUAAUGUUGACAUGUUUUUUUCUUUAUAAAUUAAUUAUUGUUUACAUAGAAGCAUAAUAUGUUUUGUUUUUUAAGCAUUAUAUGAGUCAUAAUUUUUUAAUUUGUUCCAAGAACAUUAAUUGACCUUUGGGAAUCUGCAAUAUGUUUGAGUUUUAUUAUCCUGUUGUACUGAAAUGGUGCAAUGUUCUAAAACUCUCAAUGUUUAUUUAAGUUUUAUUAAUAAAUAUACAUCAGGACCUCACAAGUGAUGAUAGCAUUAGAAACCCAACCCAUUAUAUUAUUCAAGAUCUUCUGGUGCUUGUAGUUUUUAAGAAGAAAAAUCCUUUCAUUCCAUAUGUUUGCAUUUUAUCAUUAUUUCUCAUUCUACUCACCCAUUAACAUAUAUAGUAGUAUGCUCAUACUACUAAAAACAUUUUUGUUUUGAAUAAUUGUGAUUGACCCAUGACAGAAAUGUGAUGAGACCUGAAAUUGGACCAAUGUGUAAACAGUCACGCACGAUAUGCUGUUGAUUAGUGCUUACUCCUAACUUUCAAUAAAUUUCAUAGUAGAUUUAUAGAUAGAUAUCAUUUUGUUUCUACUUUGUACUAGAUUAUCUUGAUAUUAGAUUGUAAUGUAAAUAUUUGCCGUCCGACACAUUCUUUUUUUGAUUCUGUGCAGCUCCUAUACAAAUGCCAUUCGACCUGUCAAAAUGAAUUCUUUUGUUUGUAAAAAAUAUUUAUGAAUAUAUUUAUUCAAAUCUUGAAUAUUAUUAAAAUUUAUUCAAAACUAAAAACGUAAGAGCGUUCCUGUUUUAUUGCAGAUUCCUAUUUUGUAUACUUAGAUGUAAGAAUAAAUAAUAAAGUCUAGAAUAGUACUGUCACCAUUCUGUAUAAAUUUAUCAUUGAAAAUUCUAAAUGUCUCAGAUUGCAUAUUAUUUAUUAUGGUAACAUUAGGUUAAGAGUGAGAGCUUCAAUGUUGAUUCAAUUUAAAUUUUUGUAGCUUCAACUAAAUUUUAUUUACAAAUGAUGUGUGCAAUAUUCAGGAUAUCAACUGUCAGUUCAUUCAAUCUACAGCAUAUCUCUUGUUAGAAUGAGAUAAAAAUACUUGCAUAGCUUAACGUGUUAACUG
Messenger RNA from Diatraea saccharalis (sugarcane borer), 2586 nucleotides. Lineage: Eukaryota; Metazoa; Arthropoda; Insecta; Lepidoptera; Crambidae. The record is from the annotation of a GenBank genome assembly.